Molecule: messenger RNA, 2892 nt
Organism: Branchiostoma belcheri (Belcher's lancelet)
Lineage: Eukaryota; Metazoa; Chordata; Leptocardii; Amphioxiformes; Branchiostomatidae
Product: mitochondrial import receptor subunit TOM70-like
Exons: 11
Coding region: 42-1748 (568 amino acids)
Molecular function (GO): protein binding
Source: RefSeq, a predicted model, not a curated record
UAUGUUCCAGUCCCAGGUACCUCAGCAGUACAUGUCACAUCAUGUCGGACGCGAAACCGAGCACAGAAGCCAUCCCCAAGUGGCAGAUCGCCCUCGCCGUGGGGGGAACCCUGGCGCUGGGCGCCGCGGGGGUCUGGUACUUCACCCGCAAGACGUCCAAGAACGACGAGAGGAAGGAGCCGGACGGCGGGCCCGCUCCAGAGGAGCAGGCGGACGAGCCCAUCCCGGAGCCCGAGGUGGAGUUGAGCCCACUAGAGAAGGCACAAGGAGCUAAGAACAAGGGCAACAAGUACUUCAAGGGUGGCAAGUUUGAGGAGGCCAUCAAAUGUUACAGCGAGGCUCUGGAAGUCUGCCCUGACACCAACAAGAAAGAGAUGUCCACGUUUUAUCAGAACAGAGCCGCUGCAUAUGAACAGUUGAAAUCCUUCAAGGAAGUUGUAGAUGAUUGUACCAAGGCGUUGGAACUGGACAACAAAUACAUCAAGGCUCUGUUCCGCAGGGCCAAGGCUUACGAGAGGAUAGAUGAGAAAAAGCAGUGUCUGGAAGACGUGACUGCAGUCUGCAUCCUGGAGGGUUUCCAGAACCAGCAGAGCAUGAUGAUGGCUGACCGGAUCCUCAAGGACAUGGGCUGGGAAAAGGCCAAGGAGAAGUACAAGAACCGUGAGCCUGUCCUGCCAUCCACCCACUUCAUCAAGGCGUACUUCAGUUCCUUUACUGAAGACAUCAUCUCCCAGCCGCUGGAGAAGGUGGUUAAUGAUGAGGAUAAGGACCAAGAGGGGGAGGCAGAGCAGGAGGCACCCCCCAGUGAUUACCUGAAGGCUAAAAGGUACUUCCAUGAAGAGAACUACGACAAGAUCAUAGGAGAGUGCAGUAAGGAGAUCGACAGCCAGGGGGAGCACCUGGCACAUGCUCUGCUGAUGAGAGCCACAUUCCAUAUGUUGAUGGGUCAAGCUCCCCUGGCCAGGCCAGACCUGGACACAGUCAUCAACAUGGACACAGCUGACAAGAAGCUGCGGUGUAAUGCCCUGAUCAAGCGAGGCAGCAUGUUGAUGCAGAGACAGCAGUCAGAGGAGGCGCUGCAGGACUUCCAAACAGCAGUGGACCUGGACCAGGAGAACUCAGAUGUCUACCAUCAUAGGGGCCAGUUGAACUUGCUGUUAGACCGGGUCCCAGAAGCCCUGCGGGACUUUGAGAAGUGCUGUAGCCUGAAGCCAGACUUUGCCCUGGCCACGGUGCAGUACAACUACACCCAGUACCGGGCGGCCAUGCUGCAGCGCUCGGCCAUGCAGGUCCAGGACGCCAUGAAGCAGUUUGAGGAGUCCAUCUCCAAGUUCCCUGACUGUGCAGAGGGAUAUGUUCUAUAUGCUCAGGCUCUUGGUGACCAACAAAUGUUUGACAAGGCAGACGACAACUAUAAGAAGGCUAUAAGUUUAGAACCACAGAAUGCCACCACUUAUGUACACAGAGGGCUGCUCCACCUACAGUGGAAGCAGGACAUAGAUGCAGGGCUGUCCCUGAUACAGAAGGCCCUGGAUAUUGAUGACAGGUGUGAUUUUGCAUACGAAACUAUGGGGACCAUUGAAGUUCAAAGGGGCAACUUGGAGAAGGCCAUUGAGCUGUUCAACAAGGCCAUCAGCAUAGCCAAAACAGAGAUGGAGAUCGCACAUCUGUACUCCCUGUGUGACGCAGCCGUGGCGCAGGCUGAGGUGGCCAAGAAGUACGGCCUGCGACCCCAGGCUAUGAUGUAACUUAAGCAAUGUUCUGUGAGGGAAGAAAAAAGAAAAAAAGCACAGGCUGAGAUAUAUAAGAAAAACUACUAUAUAUUAUGGUUGAACCUGGAAUAAAUUGUGUAUUUGAGGGAACUAUUACAAGUGAAAUAUUGACUUCUUCUCAGAGCUGAUUGGAAGAUGUAAGCUUCGUCAACAUCAAAGGAUAUUUUGUUUGGAACAUACCAGAAACAGGGCAUUGAUGCUUUUUCAGACAGUGAACAGGCACUGGAUAAUAUAAUUUUUACAUAUUAUGUAUCGUACUGAAUUUGUUUUGUUUGAGUUUUCACUUGAGUUUAUUGUUCUAGCCAGCAUCCGUCUUUUUGCCAUUUGAUGGAAUUUUGCUGCUCUUGACGGACAAAAAUUUGCUCAAUAAGGACAGAAAACGACAAAUGUAAAGACCUUGUAAGAGAUGUCAUUAAAGUAAGCUUAGUCUACCAGCAAAAUUUGCCCUGCAAAAUAUAUUAAUGUAGGAAAUAGAAUUUCAGAUGGUCAAGAUUUCAAAAUUUUCUGUUUGGAGCAUGCCCCCAGACCCCCUUAAAGAUUGUCAACAUGUUGUUAUAUCAAACAAAACUCAGAAAAAAACUCAGGCUGGCUAGAACACAGCUUGAGUUGUUCAGUUUAUCAUUUGGAACACUAAAAUGCUCGUUGCCCUUGGUCAAGUGACAGAAAAAAACAAGUCAGCUGCUGCUGAGGAUACAAUGCAGUACCUCGUCAUGUCACAAGGGGUCCUUCUUCUACCACAGUGCUGCUGUCUACAUGUGUCUAUUGUGCAACUGUGUAAUGCCCGUCAAAACUGGGUCUACUAGUAAGAGCAAAGUGAUCUGAAGGAUAUUUUAUAUACAAAGAGGAAAUAAUGGUUUGAACAUUACAGCCCUGUUACGCAUAUCAGAAUUCCUUGAGUUGCGCAUGGACAUGUCUUUUGUAUGCAGUUGUACGCAUAUGUGCAUCUCAUUUGUUAUGUAUAAUUUUUUAUGUACGCAGGCAUGCGAACAUUAUGGCCCAAUACGCCUGCAAGAUACAAGGCUUCAAAAUUUGUCAAUGUCUUGACUUAUGUAAGAUCAUAACCAAGUCAUGAUCAAAGUAGUCGAAAAAUGUCUGUAUUUUUAAGCGUACGGCUGUGUAC